GGAUAUCUGCAAUGCACCGUGUAGCUAGUGCAGGCAACACAUCCACUUCUGUGCGGGCUCGGAAAGAGAAGAGGUUGACCUAUGUCUUAAAUGACGCUCAUGACACUAAGAUGCCUUGUCCUCAAAGUGGAAGGAAGAAACUGUUCAGCAAGUAUUUCACAGUCUUCACCCUCUAGCUUCUUCAGCAGUAUGAUGAUGCCAUUGAAAGAGUAAUUCUAGAGUUGGAAUCCCAGAUUCUUUCAUCCAAAGGUGCAACAAUUUUUUUAGUCUCCACUGUAAAUUUCAAAUCAGCAGAAAGAAGUAAAGGUUGAGGAAUGGAAUAUCAAAUGACCAUGAGCAUGGCGAAGCAAUGAGACUUGGAAAAUUGGAUGUACUUUACUGAUGGAGGUAGCUGCAGUCCAUAGGCUGGAUGACCUACUUUGCAAACAAUUCAGACGGACCAAUAUAUCAAGGAGAAAGCUUCUCAUUCGGCUGUUAGGCUUGAUUCUUCUAAUUUCAGGUUGUAUACAAAGUAGAACAACAUCACCCACACUAAAAGGCAAGUCAAGACACUUGGAAAGCUUGAGAUUUCAUGCGGGAUUGAGCCUUCAGAAGCAUUGUGCUGGUGUAAAUUGCUUGGCUUUGUUGAAGUCGUCCUCACCUGGUGGGUCUGAGUACCUAUUUACCGGGAGUAGAGAUGGGACUUUAAAGAGAUGGGCAUUGGCUGAAGAUGGUGCCACCUGCUGUGCUACAUUUGAAUCCCAUAUUGAUUGGGUAAAUGACACUGUUCUUACAGGCAAUAACACAUUGGUUUCCUGCUCCUCAGACACCACUGUCAAGGUAUGGAAUGGCUUAUCUGAGGGAUCUUGUACCAGGACUCUUGGUCAACACUCUGAUUAUGUCACUUGCCUUGCUUCAGCAGAAAAAAAUAGCAAUGUUGUUGCAUCUGCUGGCCUUGGUGGUGAGGUUUACAUAUGGGACCUUGAAGGUGCACUUUCCCCAACAUCUAAGUCAAGUGAUGCAACUGCGGAAAACUGUUCAAAUGGUGUCAGUGGUGCAGGAAGUUCAGUAUCCAUUACAAGCGUCCACCCUAAUAGUUCGAGCAACACCAUUUCCUUGCACACCAAGUCCCAAGGAUAUAUUCCUGUGUCUGCGAAAGGCCAUAAGGAGUCAGUAUAUGCAUUGGCAAUGAAUGACAGUGGAUCCCUUCUUGUUUCUGGUGGAACUGAGAAGGUUGUGCGAGUGUGGGAUCCAAGAACUGGUUCGAAGACCAUGAAGCUAAAAGGUCAUACAGAUAAUAUUAGGGCGCUACUUCUUGAUUCUACUGGCAGGUUCUGCUUGUCUGGCUCCUCUGAUUCCAUGAUUAGAUUAUGGGAUCUGGGUCAGCAGAGGUGUGUGCAUUCGUAUGCUGUGCAUACUGACUCUGUAUGGGCACUUGCUAGCACUCCAACAUUUAGUCAUGUUUAUAGUGGAGGAAGAGAUCUCUCUUUGUACUUAACAGAUUUGGCAACAAGGGAAAGUGUCUUGCUUUGUACAAAGGAUCACCCUAUUUUGCAGUUAGCAUUACAUGGUGAUAGCAUGUGGGUGGCCACAACAGAUUCUUCAUUACAUAAGUGGCCAGCAGAAGUGCAUAAUCUCCAUAAAGUUUUCGAAAGAGGGGGUUCGUUCUUAGCUGGAAACUUGUCGUUUUCCAGGGCAAGGGUUUCAAUAGAGGGAUCUACACCUGUACCUAUCUUUAAAGAACCUUCCUUUAGCAUUUACGGAACUCCAGGAAUUGUGCAGCGUGAAAUUUUAAACAACAGAAGACAUGUCCUAACCAAGGAGGUCACAAGAGGGACUGUAACUCAAAAUUACGGAGAGGUUUCAUUUGACAAGAAAAAAGAAGAAUUAUUUGAGAUGGUAAGCAUCCCUGCAUGGUUUACUGUGGACACUAGGCUCGGAUGCUUGUCUGUACAUUUGAAUAAUCCACAAUGCUUUUCUGCUGAGAUGUACUCUGCCGAUCUCAAUAUCCCUGGGAAAACUGAAGAUGACAAGGUCAAUUUGGCACGAGAAACACUUAAAGGGCUGUUGGUCCAUUGGUUAAUCGAAAGAAGGCAGAAAUUUGGAUCUCAAUCAUCAAUCAUUGGAGAAGUUCCAUCUGGAAAAGAUGUAUCUACAAGGAUUUUGACUACUUCAAGAGUGGAAGUAGACGGCAACACUGAUAAUGAUUCUGCGGUGUUCCAUCCCUUUGAAUUUUCUUCAGCAUCUCCUCCAUCCAUCAUGACUGAGGGCUCUCAAAGUGGCUCUUGGAGGAAAAAGAUCACUGACUUAGAUGGAACUGAAGAUGAGAAGGACAUGCCUUGGUGGGUUAUAGACUGUGUGAUGAACAAUCGUCUGCCUCCCAGGGAAAAUACCAAAUGUAGCUUUUAUUUUCAUCCAUGUGAGGGUUCUACUGUCCAGAUCCUUACCCAAGGCAAACUGAGUGCACCUCGCAUAUUAAGAAUUCACAAAGCCCUGAAGAUAUGGAGUAGCUUCGUCUAUAUUUCUGGUCACAAAGAAAGAUGGAAAUCAGCCCCCUUGUAUCUGGUGGUCUAUAUGGAAAGAGAGGAACCUCAAAUGCUUCCAAAACAAAAGUAACAACAUCAAGAACAUGAAGAUGAAUUGCUUGGUUUUAUUUCAUUUAUGGUGUAAACAGGAGUAUAUGGACAAUCUACAAUCAGUAAUGAAUGCUUUGGGCACCACCUUGUAAUUUUUGUUUAUUUAGGAUUGAAGAUCUUCCUAAUACUCAUUUAUAAUUAAUAAACCUGUAACAAGUUGUGGCAGGUUUGAUUUUUUGGAUUAUAAUACAAGACUGUUACCUUCUAAAAAAAGUAUUCCAAGGCAUUAUCACUAUGGAAGUACGAAUAGAAACACCAAACUGAUUUUGUAUUUUAGCAAAAAAAACCUUUGAAUAUAGAAAAUAACUCAGAACGAUCUUUUAUUAAGAAAACCCAAGUGCAUCUCGAAUAAUUAUCAAUGAAACUAACAAAAUUAUGAAAUUCUAAGGUGGAACUGACUAUACUACGACCCCAAAUAUUAGAAAGAAUUAAUGAAAAAAUAGACUCUAAAUGAACUAGUACUACAUGAAAAUGUAGCACGAGUGUGUUUCCCAAGUUAAAACGACGCACAAUCUAAUGUGGAUAAACUAGACAAACUAGGUACCAUCUCUUGCAGUUUGGAUAGACUUGGAUGUCCCAAAAGUUUGUGAAUUAGAUAUGAGGAAUCUGUAAUGGAGCAUGUUGUUAAGGAAUUAGAAGAUGUAAGAUAGUAAAGGCCUUGUGAUUCAUAUCCUGUUCCAAUCGUCUGUCCCGUACUGCGGUCCUGCAUGAGAAAUAAUCAUCAAAAGAGGUUAUGCUACAACGUAUGGCUUUCGUCAAACGAUUAAUCAAUGCUAGAUUAAAAGGAAAUGCAGGGACAUAAAACAGAGUUUAGGGUGACAGAAGAUACGGGUUUAACUUUUCCAACCCCUUUUAAUUUUGUUUGGAUCCCAUUAGCUAAAGUAAUAGCUGGAAGAGAUUGUGAAUAAAAACUAUCAGACAAAAGUGAUUAAUUACCAGUGACGGAAAAUAUUUUUUGAAAACAUUGACAGAAAAUAUUAAUUAUCCGGACAACAACUAGGUUACCGGAAAAACUGCACAUUGUAUUUUUUUAAAAAAUUUAUUUUAUUUUAUUUUUCUUACAAUGCUCUGAUACCAUGUGAGAAAUAUUGGAGAAAAUAUUAUUGAAUUGUGUAUCGAAAUUGUUACAUUGAGACUCUAUUUAUAGACACUACAUUAGAAUCCUUUUCCAACUAGGAAUCCUAUUCUUAUUCCUAUUCCUAUUUUAAGUAGGAAAUACUUAUUUCUGUUAUAACAACAAGACCACUGAUAUAAAGUUCAAUUCUUUGUGACUGUGUGACUAUACUAGCCCACGGAAUUAAUUGCUUUUCUUGCUAAUUUUCCACGGAUGACGGACCCAAUCUGGCACAACUUAGCCAAUUCUCCUUACUUCUGACUUCUGACUGGUGGCCCAAAACGAAGGUUUCAAUAACGUUUGAAUUCAUCCCAAGACAGUUCAGGUAGUCUCUAGUUGAAGAAACCAAAGUUGUGCAUUCCCCUCCAAAUGAAAAGAAGCAAGACUAACUUUUUCUUCAUCUGGAGUCUGUUGGUGUAGAAAAAAGUGAUCACAUCUGUUCAGCCAUCACAAAGGGUCCCCUUGGCCAUUAAACCUUGGAAAAUUCAACGUUGUAUACCUAGGAAUAAAAGAACUUCCUCGUGCAUUUGGUUUUGACCCUUCUGCCACUCCACUUUUAUCCUUCAAGCUCCGAUUCUGAUUGGUGUGAUUUGUUGAUUCAGAAUCAACCUUCGAAUUCGCUAGAUCUUUUCUGAGUGUAUCUAAGAGAGCAUUUAUUGCUUCGUGUCUCGCUAUGUUGGUUGCAUGUUCUUGUUCUAAUAAGUUCACCAAUUGAGCAGUUGAUGUUGAAUUUGAUCUCCCAUAACAUCCGGCUCUGAACCAAGUUGUUAUGGUCCCCAGUUAUAAAUCUUGUUAUGGGGCGCUGUAAUAUUAAAUAUGAUGUUUUCUUCCUACGACUUAUGGUGCUGGUUCGUUAAAAGAGAAACUGCGAUCUCUUGAGUUUGAAGUACUCAAAAACUUGAAUAAUUUUCUGCUUAUAUUUUCUCAGUCACGAGAUAGUUUAAAUACAAUACUUAUAAAAUAACUAUCCCUAGAAACUAGGACAUGACUUCCUAACUUAAAUGUAAUUACAAGACUGCACUAUUACAGGAAAAUAACUGCAUUAUUACAAGAAAAUAACUUCUACCACUGAUGAGAAAUUACUGCAAUUAACUAUUAGAUAACUAAGGAGUGAUAACCAAGGUAUUUUAAUUACAACACCAAAAACGUAUUACAGUGGUAUAAAAGAGAAGUUCGGAUCAUCUCAAAACUUGUAACAUCAAAAGCUUCCAAAAGUCCAAAGAGAAGUUGGAUAGUCCAGCGUAUUCCUCCUAUACCAUGUAUAAACAAAUUGAAGGCCUCUAGACUUUACAAAAGGUGGAGGUUGUAUCUUUCCUUCAACACACCUAUUCUUUCAUUCAAACUAUAACUACAUCAUGCAUAAUAAUCAAUGGGAUACUUUACCAGAGUUGCUUCUUCCUUUUCCGGAUCCUCUGUCCUUGCCAGCAAAUUAGUAACUUCUCACAUCUUGAGGCAUCACCCAUGUGACUCCCAAACUAUGCAGGAAAAGAAAAAAAUUGCAAUGAAGAAGAAGAUUGUUGGUUCCCAGGGGAAGGAGCAUAGUGUUAAUAAGAUAAGGAGAGUGAUAAAGAACUUUAGGAGUUGGAAAUAUUAUUAGUAUUUUUUUUGGUUCAGCUUAUUUUCGUCUUUGUCUCUGUCUUCUAUGUACCCGGAUUUGUUGCACUUGAGCCUAGGGUCUUUGGAAACAACCUCUCUACCUCCCCGAGGUAUUACUAAGGUUUUCAUACAUUCUACCUUCUCCAAAAAAUACUUGGUAUGUUGUUGUUGUAACUUUGUAAGUUUGAUUUAUUUUAUGCACCACAUAAAUAAUUUGUCCAAGGGAUCCUUUCUUUAAUGUUAUUAUUUCAUUAAAAAAUUCACAUUACCCAAACAAAAGUCAUUUUACAGUCACUAGCCAUAUCUCCAUUUAUAGUUUUCAAAUGGAUAACAAAUCUAACAUCUCGUCUAGGUUCAUACCAUGAGGACAGAAAAUGAUAUUAAAGAAUGGAUUAUAAUAGCAUACAAGGAUGUGACCCAGUGGUCAAUGAAGUGGUUUAGAUUUACUCAACUGUUCUAUUUUUGAUUCAGAACAAAGAAAUGAUAAAAUAGAAGUUUGUGCAAAUCUGGGAGACCAAAGUUCAAAUCCCAUUAUUGACAAAAACACUGUGUCAUUUAUUCAUCUCUGUUUAACCCUUGUUGGUAUGAACACCACCAUUAUUGGAAAAAUGAAAAUAGAACUAUAUUCAAGUAACGUUCAUUGCCAAUUCAAAAUUGUAAAAGUGACGGAAGAUGACCACCCAUUAUUGACAUUAUACCUCCACUAUAUAAAAUGCUCACACAAUUGGACAAA
This is a messenger RNA of Solanum lycopersicum (tomato), 6058 nucleotides long. RefSeq lists its product as uncharacterized. Gene Ontology annotation, molecular function: ubiquitin binding. NCBI's taxonomy places the organism in Eukaryota, Viridiplantae, Streptophyta, Magnoliopsida, Solanales, Solanaceae. Gene Ontology annotation, biological process: double-strand break repair via homologous recombination. The record is from RefSeq and is a predicted model, not a curated record.